Messenger RNA from Erigeron canadensis, 2383 nucleotides. RefSeq names its product ABC transporter B family member 28. The record is from RefSeq and is a predicted model, not a curated record. The transcript has 16 exons. Gene Ontology annotation, biological process: transmembrane transport. The coding region runs from base 25 to 2142 and encodes 705 amino acids. Gene Ontology annotation, molecular function: ABC-type oligopeptide transporter activity; ATP hydrolysis activity; ATP binding. Lineage: Eukaryota; Viridiplantae; Streptophyta; Magnoliopsida; Asterales; Asteraceae. Gene Ontology annotation, cellular component: membrane.
ACUUUCCAUUUCCACACACAAACAAUGGCAAGUCUCCCACUUUCCCUCCCACUCACCACCACUCACCACCGUCACCACCUCCCCAUCCACCGCCGUCCACCGCCGUCCCUCCGUCACCACCACCACCAACAACUUCACCUAACUCAAACACACACUAAAAACACCUUUAUCCCCACAGCUUACAUAACCGGUCCAGCAUCAGAUGCGAUAAUCGCCUCUGAUGAUCCCAAUAUCGAACCGGAUUCCGCUUCCGAACCGGUCCAACGGUUUAAUGCCGUAAAUUUAGGACUGUUAUUGAAACUCAUUUCUCAACAUAAAUUAAGAGUUUUUGCUUGUAUUUUUAGCCUUAUUUGUUGCACUACUUGUACUCUCUCUAUGCCUAUUUUAUCCGGAAGGUUUUUUGAGGUACUAAUAGGUGCAAGAUCGGAACCUUUAUGGCAGCUUCUCAGCAAGGUUGCAGUUCUAUACACAUUGGAGCCAAUCUUUACUGUUAUUUUUGUAGUAAAUAUGAACACAAUAUGGGAGAAGGUUAUGUCGAGCUUAAGAGCUCAAAUAUUUGGCAGUGUAUUGAUUCACAAGGUGGAGUUCUUUGACAAAUACAAGGUUGGCGAACUCACUGCCUUAUUGACAUCUGAUUUGGGUUCAUUCAAAAACAUUGUGAGUGAGAAUAUUUCAAGGGAUCGUGGUUUCAGGGCACUAACCGAGGUUGUUGGGACAAUGUGCUUGCUAUUUGUGCUGGCCCCCCAACUUGCACCAAUUUUGGGUGCGCUUAUGCUUGGAGUGUCUAUUUUAGUUGCGGUAUACAAGAGAUCAACUGUGAAAGUUUUCAAAGCCUAUGGGUUGACCCAAGCUUUAAUAGCUGAUUGCAUAACUGAAACUUUUUCUGCGAUCCGUACAGUAAGAUCAUUUGGUGGAGAAAAACGCCAAAUGUUAACGUUUGGUAACCAGGUUCUCGAGUAUCAGAAAAGUGGCAUCAAACUUGGAGUUUUUAAGUCUAUUAAUGAAUCAAUAACUAGAGUGGCAGUGUAUGUAUCUUUACUGGCCCUUUAUAUUCUUGGAGGAAACAAAGUUAAGGCGGGUGAGCUAUCAGUGGGAACUGUUGCUUCUUUUAUCGGAUACACGUUCACUUUGACCUUUGCUGUUCAAGGACUGGUUAACACUAUUGGGGAUUUGAGGGGGGCUUUUGCUGCUACGGAGAGAAUUAACUCUAUCUUAUCUGACUCUGAAAUCGAUCAAGCACUAGCUUAUGGAUUGGAAAAAGACAUCAAGCAAAUAGGAACAUAUAAUGACCUAGAAAUGUUUUUCAUAAACGACCCCAAUGAUAAAAGGAGAUCUCAAAACAUGAGGUAUAUGUCAUCUUUAACAACAGCCAGCAGUGUUCGCAAUCUUGCAAUCUCAGGGGAUAUAUGUCUUGAAGAUGUGCACUUUGCAUAUCCCUUGAGGCCUGAUGUAGAGGUCCUUAGUGGUCUUGAUUUGACACUAAAAUGUGGAACCGUCACGGCUCUAGUGGGCUCAAGUGGAGCUGGUAAGAGUACCAUUGUACAGCUUUUGGCACGAUUUUAUGAGCCAACUCAAGGUAGAAUAACAGUGGCAGGCGAGGAUUUGAGAACAUUUGAUAAGAGUGAAUGGGCCCGUGUAGUCUCCAUAGUCAAUCAGGAGCCUGUUCUUUUCUCUGUUUCUGUGGGAGAAAACAUUGCAUAUGGGCUUCCGGAUGAAAACGUGUCACGGGAUGAUGUUAUAGCAGCAGCGAAAGCUGCCAAUGCUCAUGAUUUUAUUAUAUCACUCCCAGAGGGGUACGAUACACUUGUUGGUGAAAGAGGAGGUUUACUUAGCGGAGGUCAAAGACAGAGAGUUGCUAUUGCGAGGGCUCUACUAAAAAAUGCUCCUAUUUUGAUACUUGAUGAGGCUACCAGUGCUUUAGAUACAGUGAGCGAGCGGUUAGUCCAGGAUGCUCUUAACCAUCUGAUGAAGGGAAGAACGACAUUGGUGAUUGCACACAGAUUAAGCACGGUUCAAAAUGCAGAUCAGAUUGCUCUGUGUUCUGAGGGCAAAAUCAAAGAACUGGGCACUCACUUAGAGUUAUUGGCUAAGAAGGGCCUCUAUGACUCUCUUGUUGGCACACAAAGGCUUGCAUUUGAGUGAGAAACAACAGCUGGACUAACAUACUGUAAAUGUGAGUUCUGAUAAUUUGGUGUUAUAUUAUAAGGUCAAUUUUGGUUCUGUUUGAUCUCGAACAGAUCAAAUUUAAGAUUAGCAAAAGGUGAAUGGGUUGAAUGUUGCCCAUGGUAUACUUUGAUCCAUGCAACCUUCUAAAUCGUUUAUAUUCAAAUUUGGAUUGUCACUGUAAUAAUAUUAUUUAUUCAUAAAUUACACAUUAACUAUA